AUGAUAGUGGAUGUUGGACUGAGCCCUUUUUCUUUUUGGAGUGUUUUAAGUGGUGAAGAUCCCGAAGAGGAGGAAAGAAGAGGCAGGUCAUUGAAGAAGGGAUCAAAGACGUCAGUAUUGUUAAAGGUACCGUGGGUUAAAGUUUGGUGUGAUAAAGAUAUUUGUAAAAAGAGAUUUAAUGAUUUUCAAGAUGCAAAGUAG
Diversispora eburnea is the source of this 201-nucleotide messenger RNA. NCBI's taxonomy places the organism in Eukaryota, Fungi, Glomeromycota, Glomeromycetes, Diversisporales, Diversisporaceae. The record is from the annotation of a GenBank genome assembly.